Cryptosporidium muris RN66 is the source of this 1374-nucleotide messenger RNA. Its product is annotated as AP-2 complex mu subunit protein, putative. Lineage: Eukaryota; Apicomplexa; Conoidasida; Eucoccidiorida; Cryptosporidiidae. Gene Ontology annotation, cellular component: clathrin adaptor complex; cytoplasmic vesicle. Gene Ontology annotation, biological process: intracellular protein transport; vesicle-mediated transport. Bases 1 to 1374 code for a protein of 457 amino acids. The transcript has a single exon. The record is from RefSeq and is a predicted model, not a curated record.
AUGGGUGGAUUAUCGGCUAUUUAUAUCUUAGAUAUACAUGGUAAGACUAUAAUUGGACGGAACUACAAAGGAGAUAUCUCUGAGGGUGGUGUUUUGGAGAUAUUUCAACAAAAUGUAAUAGAUCAAGAGGAAUCUCUGAUUCGUCCAGUCUUCUUAUCUAAGGGUAUUACAUAUUGCUGGGUCAAAUAUAAUAAUUUGUAUUUGGUAUCUCUUACUCGUAGAAAUUCAAAUGCGAUGAUGAUGAUGACGUUCCUAUAUAAGCUUAUUGAUAUACUCAAGGAUUACUUUCGGAUUUUGGAAGAGGAGAGUAUACGAGAUAACUUUGUGAUUCUGUAUGAGCUUCUAGAUGAAAUUAUAGAUAAUGGAUUUCCUCAAUUAACAGAAGUGAAAGUUCUACGUGAAUAUAUUAAAAAUGAAGCUCAUGAACUAUCCUCAGUUUCAGCUGCAGUUUUGGCUUCUACUGGAAAAUCUAGUAGUUCAGUGAAUAUAAAACCUCCAACAGCCAUAUCUAAUGUAAUUUCAUGGAGACCUGAGGGUAUUAAACAUAAAAAGAAUGAGAUUUUCUUAGAUGUUAUUGAGAAAGUUAACAUUAUAAUUGGAUCAAAUGGAGAUGUUGUUAAAUCUGAAAUCAUUGGUACUUUAACAAUGAAAAGUUAUUUGUCAGGUAUGCCAGAGCUAAAGUUAGGUCUAAAUGAUCGCUUAGGAGAUGGUACUAUCUCAAAUAGCCAAAGUAACAGUAGCUCAAGUAAUAAUGGACGUCAAUCCAUAUCAGUACGUAACAAGGCUGUGGAUAUUGAAGAUAUCAAGUUUCACCAAUGUGUAAGACUUGCAAAAUUUGAAAAUGAUCGAACAAUCUCAUUUAUACCUCCAGAUGGCCAAUUUGAAUUAAUGAGUUAUAGGUUAACACCAUCAACAAACCUAAAGCCUCUGUUUAAAAUUGAUGUAGUUGUAGAACAUAUCAGUGCAACCAGAAUCAAAUAUAUAAUAAAGAUUAAGGGACAAUAUAAAAGUAGGAGUAUUGCAAAGAACACUGAAGUUCACAUUCCAGUUCCAAAUGAUGUUAUUAUCCCAACUUUCAAGACAUGUGUAGGAACUGUUAAGUAUGCCCCAGACAAAGAUCUCAUUAUUUGGAAUAUAAAAAGUUUUGCAGGUCAGAAGGAAUAUAUAAUGACCGCAACUUUUGGAUUACCUUCUGUUAACGGUAUUAAUGGAAUAAAAAAACGUCCUAUAACAGCUUACUUUGAAAUCCCAUACUUCACAGUAUCUGGUCUAACUAUUAGAUAUCUUAAGAUAACGGAGAAAAGUGGUUAUCAGGCUCUCCCGUGGGUUAGGUAUAUUACACAAAGUGGUGAUUAUGAAGUUAGGAUGCCAUGA